AUGUCGUUUAAAGUUAACGACAAUUACGGUUUUCCCCCACCUCAACCAAAUACUUUUUAUUACCAUGCCUCAGGUGAUUCCGAUAAUGAACAUGAAUAUGGAACACCACAUUAUUCAAACGAAGAUUCUAAUCUUGAAGACGAGAUUAGUGAGGGAGAAAAUGAAAUUAUCUCAGAUAAUGAUGAACAAGAUAAUUUCACGAUACAAAAUAGAGAAUUUGGGGGUGAUAAUAAUUUUAACAUUCAUCAAAAUCGAAAUACCUCAAAUACUUCAUAUAGUGAUGUUUAUAAUAUUCCACCUUACACAGAAAAUUUUCAUUCUUCACAACAAAAUAUGUUUAGAUUCCCAAAUGGAAACCAUCAACCUCCGAAUUAUCGUGCUUCCAAUAAUGAAUCAUUAAUUUCACAAUCAUCGAUGCCAUCAUCUUCGUCUUCAUUUGGAUUCCCAGAAUCUCAAGAAUUACGUAAUAAUAAUGGAGCUGAUGAGGAAGAUGAAGAUGGAUCAUCAUCAACAAAUUCUUAUGAUACAUCAUCAUCACGGAAAAGGGCUAGAUCAAUUUCAAACGAUUGGACUAAUAUUUCAAAUCCUCAUUUUGCCCCACCAAUACAAUUUGGUACUUUAGAACCUGUUAAUCGAGACAUUACAAAUAGACAAACUUUGAAUCAUAAUUUAAGAUCUUCUACACAUUCAUCAACUCCACAACCGCCACCGCCACCGCCACCAUCAAAUCGUUCACCUGCAGUAAAUAUACUGCCAAUUAUUGAAGUUCCUCCAGUUUCAUUAUCAACACAUACUAAUUUUAUGUCACAAUAUCCUCGUACGAAUUCUUACGAAUCAUCAUAUGCACAAUCAUCUUCAACUCCUUCUGUAUCAUCUCAACCUUCUACAUCAAUGCGUUCACAACCUCAACAAACUCUCUAUUAUAAUCGUACAUCAUAUGUGAAUGGAAAUUCAAGGCGAAAUUAUCCAAAUACUUCACAUAUAUUAGAUCCUCCUCCUCCUCACUUAAGGGGAACAAAUCUUCGCAACAGUGAUGAGCAACAUAAUUAUAAUAAUAAUUUUUCUUCGGAUGGACGUACCGUGAUUUAUCCUGAAGUUUCAUCGUCUUCUCAAGAACGAAGGCAUCCACACACAAAUACUAAUAUAAACAAUAUAAAUAAUAUAAAUAAUAUGAAUAAUAUUAAUAAUUCACAAGGACAAAGAGGAUCUUCCUCAACUCGAUGGUUACCUCGUGCUGAGAUACCAAAUCGUCGUAAUGAAACAUUAAGACCAAUAAUUCCAAACGCCAAUUUCCGUCGUCCACCACUAAUGCGUCAAAAUAUUUUUUCUUCCAAUCAUCCAGCCUUCAUUGGUUCCAUGCAAGAUUCUGUUAGAGCACAAACAAAUGAUGAGGAACAGGACACCAACAUUGAAAUACCAGAAAGGUCCGAUACUGAAGUAAAUGCUACGACCAACCCUAUUUCUCAAAAUCGUAUUAUGCCCAGACGUACCGAAAUACAUCAUGAUACAAAUACACGCGACUUGAGAUCUUCAUUUCAUUCUCGAACAAUAUCUACGUUAGCUACAGCGGCACCACCGCAAGCUCAUACAACUAGAAGUAAUUCAACAAAUAAUCAUAGUUCUGACGAACAAUUAGCAAGAAGAAUACAAGCGCAUGAAUUCAGUGCAAUUAAUAAUAAUGAGGAACACAAUGCACUAGCCAGGCUUCUUGCUGGAGUAAGAGCUCGUCCUACAUCUCGAAGAGAAACAGGUGCAAACCCAUCAUCGUCAACACGUAAUGGUUCUACUAGAAGGGAUACAUCAGCGCGUGUUUCAAUACCUAGGUUACCGGAAGUGUUAUCUCAUCACGAUCGACAUCACAAUGAAGAACGUGGUAAUGAAUCUCGUAGCCGGGCUCGAAGUGGGCAAUCAAGAAAUGCUAGACAAAGUGGACAUGGACAUUAUUUACAUCAUUUCAUUCCAAGUUACCCAUUUUUUGGUAAUCUUAUUAACUCUGGAGAAAUAGAGUUAGAAGAAUUUUUGGAUUUAUUGCCAGAUAUUUGGGGUGGUAUUGCGGAAAAUCCGGACAAUUACUUGGAUGAAGAUGAAUUUGAUUCUAGCUAUGAAGGUUUAAUUCGACUGAGUGAACGUAUUGGCGAUGCGAAACCAAAAGGUGUACCGUCAAGUUACAUUAAUAGCUUGCCAACGAAAUUAUAUUCAGUUGGCAAGAGUAAAAGUAUAGAAGAAAGGGGCUUGCCAUGUUCUCACGAUUUUCAUCAAGAAUGUAUUGAUAAUUGGUUGAAUAAUUCUGAUAAGUGUCCUAUCUGUCGACGUAGCGUCACGGAUAAAUGA
Diversispora eburnea is the source of this 2331-nucleotide messenger RNA. NCBI's taxonomy places the organism in Eukaryota, Fungi, Glomeromycota, Glomeromycetes, Diversisporales, Diversisporaceae. The record is from the annotation of a GenBank genome assembly.